GAUUGAUGAAUGAACAAGAACAAGUGCGAUGCCUCUUAUUUUACGAUUUUAAAUUUUGGAAAACUUAACUUACUCAAGAAUUGUGACUAAUAUGUGUUAAACGGUGCAUAUGUCAGCGUAGGUACAACACCAUAAAUGAAUAAUGGCGCAAAGCUCCCAUGGAGGUAGUCACCGACGAAGCAGAGAGCAUGAUGCCCCCAUGCGGUACACAAACUCGGACUGGGAGGCCAAAGAGGCUCUCUACCAGAGAGAGCUGGAUGAGGCUCGCGCCAGGGCCACGCAGAUGGAGAAGACCAUGCGCUGGUGGUCCGACUGCACGGCCAACUGGCGGGAGAAGUGGAGCAAGGUGCGCAACGAGCGAAACAAAGCGAGGGAGGAAUCGAAACAACUCAAAACCCGAGUCGACACACUCUUGAAAGAAGUAUCCACCGUCAAAGCAGAAAAGAACGAUCUAGAACAGCAGCUCAUAGAAUUAAAAAGAGACAACGAAAAGCUUCUUAGUAUAGGCGAGAGCAGAAUAUUGGCCGGCGACCUCGUCACCGAGGAUGGCGUGGAACUGCGGCGGAAGAACGUCGGCUACCUCUCGCCCAACGAGCCCUCCAUGCGCCAGCGAGCCUCGCUCGACUCUCACAAAUUCUCCAAUGUAGACAAUGUCCUAGCUAACAAGUUGAGUGAGCUCAGACUGCGGUUAGACGAGACCUGCAAGAGUCUACAAACAGAGAAAGAUGAGAAGACCUUCCUUCUGUCCAAAAUAGAAACACUAACAGCAGAAUUACAUAACAUGAAGGUUGAGCUCACGCACAGCGAUAGAACCUUAGAAUCGACAGACUCGAGCCACAGCGAGGUCGAGAGACUUCAAAACGAGUUGCAAGACGAAAUAGCAGCCAAACAAGUUCUAGAAGAGAAGUUAGCAGAACUGAAAAUGGAGAUAGAGAGGUUGAAAUCUGAGAACACGAUACAGUGGAGUAAGAGGGAGUUGCUUGAGACGGAGAAUAUAGCAAUACUCAGGGAGAACAAAAAGUUAUAUGGUCAAGUGUGUGAGCUGAGGGAACAAAUACAUAAACUGAACAGAAUAUCGGAUGGUAGUGCUUACUUUAGCGAUCACAAUAGACUAGACUCCAACAUACUCUACGUCAGGAAGUCGAGCGCCAGUCCUCGCUCCCACGAGUCCAGCAACGGCUCCUCGGAAGUUAACCUGCACUACGACGCGAAAACUAACACUUCCGGUGAAGACGACGAACUAGCAAUAGUAGAGAGAAACGAUAAUCUGUAAGAAAUACCUUUUCCUUGAGAUCUGUGAGAAAGUUCUGUCAAAAUUGAAUUAAGAUUGGGCGACGGUCCGUGGUAUACGUAAUUUAUUCUUCUUUGAAAUAGUUCAAAGUAGUAAAGAGGUUGUAUUGAGUAUUCUAAUAUCUAUGGUUAGGAGAGUUUAGCUUUUGUGAUCUCAUUCACUGCACUCGGAUUUCACAAAAACAAUAUUCGGUCGAGUUUUCUGGAGUAUUUUUUGGGUUAAAACAAAAUACAGGGAAUCGAACGCUAUGAUUUUGUUAUAGUUUAAACCCGGCCUUAUUUAAGACUUUGUUUGUAUUUUACAGACUUAACCUUCAAUACUCAUUGAUCUUAUUACGAUACAAUAACAAUUCCACAAUAAUAAGACGACUUAUAUUUUUAUAACAUUUGCGAUCGUACAAACGCCUAUUGAUAACGCAUUUAAAAUCAUUCCAUUGCAUUUGAUAUACAAUGAAGAUAAAAUGAAUUUAUUAAGUGAAUACGUUACAAAUUAAUAUACAGUACGCUUAUUGAGAAAUGUGCUAAACACGACGCAAGAUAGAGGUUACAAUUAACGACGAUGAUUGUUUUGCACCUUGUUGGCCGGACAUGAUGAAAAAAAAGGCAGACCUUUUCCUUUUAUGAUUAGUUAACCUAAAAUACUAAUUUAUUUUAUUUACGUCGAAGUUAUUAUUUAUUGACAGCUUUUCAAUAAAUCUUAUCGAUUCUGACUACAUACAGAACCGGGAAACUGAAUAUCCGGCUUGCUAUCGUAUUUUUCCUUCAAUACGUCAUGGGCAAUGGGACGCCGCGCUACGCAGAAUAUCGUGCCGUCUCGCUUCCACAACUGAGACUGACUAUAGGAUCUUAAAAUAUCAGUACGGCGACUUAAGUUACAUUUUUAGUAACCUUUAUCUUGUGUCCAUCUCGUGUACCUACGUGACUAGUAUCAAAUAGGUGUUAUAUUGCAUUAGCGAUUGUUGAUCAUUGUGAUAGUCUAGUUUUACAUAAUAGGACAACUUUACAAGUAAUUAUUAAUAUAAAUUUCUUUACUGAUUUAGUAAUACUUUAUAUUUUAAAGUGAGCUCUAACCAGAUAUCAAAGUAUUUAUUAACCAGGCUUGUUUAUUUGUUCUGGUUAUAAAGCGGCCCUUAUGCAUUGCGUAAUAUUAAUAUCAAUUAUAUUGUGCAAUAAAAAAUAUACAUUAUAUGGACUUAAUUCAAUAUUAACCAUAUACAUUCAAUAAUGUUGAUCAAUUUAUAAGAUAUUUUGAUAGUAAUUAUCGUGAGAAUGAUUCAUUAUUAAAUGAUGUAACGGUUUACUCACGCGUAUUUAUCGGGGUAGCCCGACUAGUUUCGGAACCAACCGGAGUCAUGAUCAUUCUGCGGCUAUAUUGACGAACAUACAAAAAAACUGUUAUUUUCAGUACUAAGUUAUGUAUAUUAAAUAACUUUGAGUUUCUUUCGACAUCUUAAUGAACACAUUUAAUAUAACAAAUUUUAAACAUAAGGCCUAAUUUGCAACGUAUUUUUGUAUAUUUCUUAAGUUAUUUAUUUGCU
Trichoplusia ni (cabbage looper) is the source of this 2828-nucleotide messenger RNA. Its product is annotated as coiled-coil domain-containing protein 102A-like. The coding region runs from base 143 to 1273 and encodes 376 amino acids. The record is from RefSeq and is a predicted model, not a curated record. NCBI's taxonomy places the organism in Eukaryota, Metazoa, Arthropoda, Insecta, Lepidoptera, Noctuidae. The transcript has 2 exons.